AUGUGGGGUUUUCCACUUUGGUCUUUGGUUGGGCCUCUCUUGUUUCUUUACUGUCUUCUCCCCUCUGGUGAGAUAGCCCUGGAUGUGCCUACAGUGAAAUACAGUCGCUUUUUACCCAAAUUUGCAAACCGCCUACUCUAUUACCUCGUUGCCCCAUCUUUGAUCAAAUAUGGUUAUGGAAAGUACAAAAACCAACCUUUUCGAUUGCUCAAAGCUGAUGGAGACCUGAUUGUCUUGCCCAUUGAGUACGUCGAUGAGCUUCGGAAUCUCCCGCCUUCGAAGCUGAGUUCUCUUGAUGCACAGUAUGAGAAUGUCCUGGGAGAAUACACCAACGUCUUAAUCGAGAGCGCUUUGCCACCCGAUACCGCCCAAAGGCGAUUGACUCCAGCUUUAGGCCGCAUCACCCCUCGAAUCCUUGACGAGCUCAAAUACUCCUUCGAAACAGACUUUCCCGAGUGCAAAGACAAUUGGGUGUCUGUCAACCCAUUCAACCUGGUCCUUUCCCUCAUCAAUCGCGCUGCUUCUCGUGUGAUUAUCGGCGAGGAGCUCUGCAGGAAUGAAGAAUGGCUUAAUAUCUCCGCUAACUACACGAUUAACGUCGGUAUCACCGUGAUGAUGUUACGACCAAUCCCGAGUUUCCUACGUCCCCUGGUGGCCAGAUACCUCCCCAGCGCCAAAAAGCUCCAACGGCAACUUCGUUUCGUCAAGGACGAACUCUUCGUACCAUUGAUCAAUACACGCAGGAAUCAGGAAGCAAGAAACCCCUCGUACAAGAAGCCCGACGAUUUUCUGCAAUGGAUGAUGGACCUUGCCGAUAAUAGCCGUGACAAGGAACCCGAAUUUUUGGCCCAGAACCUCCUCAUCUUCAUCAGCCUUGCUGCUGUUCACACCAGCACUAUGUUCAUGACUCACGUUCUUUUUGAUCUCAUGGCGAGGCCUGGGUAUCUGGAGCCUCUGAGGAACGAAAUCCAGACGAGCUUGAAGAGCGGUUGGGAGAACGGUACUCACUUGGAAUUCCUCCAGAUGCGACUUUUUGAUAGUUUCCUCAAGGAGUCCCAACGUUUCAACCCCUCCAGCGAACUAUCCAUGUACAGGAUCGUCAAACAAAACCUAGCCUUGUCAAACGGCCUUGUACUCCCCAGAGGAACCCAUAUUUGUUUCGCUGCAGGUCCCUUGUGUCACGAUCCCAAUGUCGUACCCGAACCAUAUCCCUUCGACGGACUUCGCUGGGCUGAGGAUUCGUCAAAGGGAGUUAGUACCAACCUGGUGACCAUCAACUCUACCAAUAUGCACUUUGGUUUCGGACGUCAGGCGUGUCCCGGACGAUUCUUCGCAGCAAAUACGAUAAAAGCAAUCAUGAGCCGUCUCAUUUUUGAAUAUGAUUUCAAAUUCCAGGAUGGCAUGACAGACAGGCCUAUCAACAUUCGUAAUGGGGAACAGACCAUGCCAAACAUGUAUACCGAAGUUUUUAUGAAGAAGAGAGACAUUAAGCUCUAG
This is a messenger RNA of Aspergillus wentii DTO 134E9, 1497 nucleotides long. Its product is annotated as cytochrome P450. The record is from RefSeq and is a predicted model, not a curated record. Bases 1 to 1497 code for a protein of 498 amino acids. Gene Ontology annotation, molecular function: heme binding; oxidoreductase activity, acting on paired donors, with incorporation or reduction of molecular oxygen; iron ion binding. NCBI's taxonomy places the organism in Eukaryota, Fungi, Ascomycota, Eurotiomycetes, Eurotiales, Aspergillaceae. The transcript is spliced from 6 exons.